AUGGCCAGUGAUUCUAUUAUUGCUAAACUAAAACCUGACCAACUCAAAGAGAUAGUAUCGUCAUUUAUGGAAUUUGAUCAGAACAAAAAUGGCUCUAUUUCAUCCCAAGAAAUGAAAGAAUGUCUUUGUCGAGCACAUGUUGCAUUUGAGGAUGCAGAAGUUACUACAGUUAUGUCAAGCAUGGAUCAUAAUAAAGAUGGCAAUGUAUCAUUUGAGGAAUAUUUGAAAUUUAUGUCUCGUAUGUUCAUCGGAGAUCUACAACCAUCUCAAACAAAAUCAUGUCAACAGAAACCAGCUCAGCCAUCAAAGCCAACACAAAAUAGAUUGGACAGUUUCUAG
This is a messenger RNA of Rotaria socialis, 339 nucleotides long. The record is from the annotation of a GenBank genome assembly. NCBI's taxonomy places the organism in Eukaryota, Metazoa, Rotifera, Eurotatoria, Philodinida, Philodinidae.